Messenger RNA from Cetraspora pellucida, 557 nucleotides. The record is from the annotation of a GenBank genome assembly. Lineage: Eukaryota; Fungi; Glomeromycota; Glomeromycetes; Diversisporales; Gigasporaceae.
AUGGAUACUCCAAAUCUGCUUAUAUCAAGCAGACUUAAAUUAUUUCAAACCCACAAUAUCUAUCAUCGUAGCGUUAUUGUACCAUGCUAUGCACAAGCUUAUCGUAAAUUCUCUCAGUCGCAUAUAGCAAAUAGCAGGUUCUCAGAAUUGGUCUCUAAAGUUCGAGAAUCAUAUCCGAUUCAAGAAAUAACUCCUAAAGAAUUACAUGCUUCGCUUAACGGCAACACUUCUACUGUCACAAAACCAAAUAUAAUAUUGAUUGAUGUUCGUGAAAAAGAUGAACAAUUACGUGGCAUCAUACCAACCGCUAUACCACUACCACGUGGAGUUCUUGAAAGAGAUAUUGAACGGAAAGUCGUUAGCAUUGAUGAAGUUAAUUCAGAGACUGAUAGAAAUGUUAUUCUUUAUUGUGCUGGUGGUUUAAGAAGCAUCAUGGCAGCAGAAAGUUUGAUUAGAUUAGGAUACAAAAAAGAAAAUGUCAAAAGUCUGAAAGGUGGUUAUGACGAAUGGAAGGAAAGUGGUUUUGAGGUUAUGGAUUAUGAUUCUUCGAAGAAAAC